CCUACCUACCCACCAACCCAAAGAUUCCCAUCCAUCAAAGUUGACCAAAAACUAUCACAAACGAAACACUAAUCAUUUUUCUAUAAAGAUCAAAAACUCUUAAUCAUCUCCUAAAAAUCACAAUUCACAUAAAAAUGGGUUCUACAAAUCAAGAAGAAGUGAGGCUAUUAGGAAAAUGGGCAAGUCCAUUUAGCAACCGAAUAGAUCUUGCUUUGAAACUCAAAGGUGUUCCAUACGAAUACUCUGAGGAAAAUCUACCUAUUAAAAGUGAAGAUCUUCUCAAGUACAAUCCUGUUUACAAGAAGGUACCUGUUCUUGUUCACAAUGGAAAUCCAAUUGCUGAGUCACUUGUCAUUCUUGAGUAUAUUGAUGAGACAUGGACAAAUAAUUCUCUUUUGUCUCAAGAUCCUUAUGAGAGAGGUUUGGCUCGGUUUUGGGCUAAGACUCUAGAUGACAAGAUCUUGCCUGCGAUAUGGAAUGCAUGCCGGGGUGCUGAAAAGGGAAGUGAAAAAUCUGUGGAAGAAGCCUUUGAAGCUCUAAAGCUACUAGAAGAUGAAAUCAAAGACAAGAAAUUCUUUGGUGGAGAAACCAUAGGACUUGUUGAUAUUGCUGCAAGUUUCAUAGGUUAUUGGGUUGAUAUAUUACAAGAAAUUGCUGGAUUAAAGUUACUUACUAUUGAGAAAUUUCCAAAGGUGUUUAAAUGGAGUCAAGAAUUUAUCAAUCACCCUGUUAUCAAAGAAGGGUUGCCUCCAAGAGAUAAACUAUUUGCUUUUUUUAAAGCCUCAGCUCCAAAAUAGAGACAAUCUUUGAGGUUGGGUUCAUAUUUUGUUGUCAUGAUUUAAUUUUCCUUCAAAGAAAUGAAGUUACUGAUUUGAGUUGUAAGCCAAAAACUUUUUCUGUGUUUGAUUGAUGAACUUAACAAAAUGUGUUUCAUAUUGGAUAUGUUUCAUAUUGGAUAUAUCAUUAGUGAUAUAUCUGUUUUUUUUAUUUUAUUUAUUUUUUUAAUUUUUAAAUUUGAAUAUGCUUUGAUCAUUGUCUUCACGCGAUCAAGAUUCUUUUAGUCAUAUAUUUUGAUAUGAUCAACGGGGGAAUGUAUCGUCGAUGAUUUCAUUUGGAAUAUUAAGAUGACAGCUUGGAAAUGGUCGUUCAUCGGCAAAAUUGCGUUCACCAAAUGUAACUUCAAUGAUUUUAGUAGAAAUUUUUUGGUUUAUUUAAAAUAGAUAUCACUUGGUUUGUAAUUUUGUCGGAUUUGAAUUUAUGUGCUCUU
Molecule: messenger RNA, 1267 nt
Organism: Vicia villosa (hairy vetch)
Lineage: Eukaryota; Viridiplantae; Streptophyta; Magnoliopsida; Fabales; Fabaceae
Product: probable glutathione S-transferase
Exons: 2
Coding region: 135-797 (220 amino acids)
Biological process (GO): glutathione metabolic process
Cellular component (GO): cytoplasm
Molecular function (GO): glutathione transferase activity
Source: RefSeq, a predicted model, not a curated record